Molecule: messenger RNA, 2045 nt
Organism: Parasteatoda tepidariorum (common house spider)
Lineage: Eukaryota; Metazoa; Arthropoda; Arachnida; Araneae; Theridiidae
Gene: Ns2
Product: nucleostemin 2
Cellular component (GO): nucleolus
Molecular function (GO): GTP binding
Source: RefSeq, a predicted model, not a curated record
AAAUGCUCCAAAUAUAGCUUCCUCCUUUUGGAUCCAUGUGUUGGCCAACAAUAACAACGCAACGAGUAAAAUUAGUGCUCAAUUUUUUUCUCCGUUUAGAUUUGAAAAUUACUUAUUAAUAGUGUUAUAAAUACUAACUUUACAAUGUCAAAAACAAAGAAAAGAACGAAAGUUGUGAGAGACCGGCCUUUGAGCAAGGCAUCUCAUAGUUUAAAUCCUGAUAGGGAAAGGACAAAUCCAAACAUGAGAGACAAAAGCACAAUCAAUCGUUUGAGAAUGUAUAAAAAUUUUAAACCUAAAAGAAAUAAAAUAGGCAAAAUUAUCAGAGAGGCUCCUUUUCAAGAAAGAUUAACUCCUGGAUCAGUGGCAAGAAUAGCUCCAAAUCAAAAAUGGUUUGGAAAUACAAAGGUUAUUGGGCAAAAUGCACUUCAGCGUUUUCAAGAUGAGUUAGGGAAGGCUUUAAAAGAUCCAUAUCAAGUAGUAAUGCGUCAAACAAAGCUUCCUAUCACGUUGCUUAAUGAAACAGCUAAAAAUAAAAGGUUUCACAUUUUAGACACUGAAGGUUAUGAAGUCACAUUUGGUCCUAAAGCAUUGAGAAAAAAACCUUUAUUAAAAACUUGUAACUUGGAAGAAUUUGUUAAUGCAGCCCAAGAGUCAACUGAAAAGUAUGAUUCAACCAAAGAUGGAAGCAUCAUAACAGGAGAAGAGAAAGUUGUAAAAGAAGCAAGGGAAAUGAUUAUGUUUAAAGGCCAAUCUAAGCGCUUAUGGAAUGAGCUCUAUAAAGUAAUAGAUUCUUCUGAUGUCGUAAUCCAAGUAUUAGAUGCCAGAGAUCCUAUGGGUACAAGAUCUAAACAUAUAGAAAAUUUUUUGAGAAAAGAAAAACCGCAUAAGCAUCUCAUCUUUGUUUUAAAUAAAUGUGAUCUAGUGCCUACCUGGGUUGCUCAACGUUGGGUAACAAUUUUGUCAGCUGAAUGCCCAACAAUGGUGUUUCAUGCCAGUCUAACAAACCCUUUUGGAAAAGGAGCCCUUAUCAAUAUAUUAAGGCAAUUUGGCAAGCUCCAUGAAGAUAAGAAACAGAUCAGUGUAGGCUUCAUUGGUUAUCCUAAUGUUGGUAAAAGUUCAAUAAUCAAUACUUUACGUUCUAAAAAAGUCUGUAAAGUGGCACCCAUUGCUGGGGAAACUAAGGUUUGGCAGUACAUAACUCUGAUGAGAAGAAUCUACCUUAUUGAUUGUCCCGGUGUUGUUUAUCCAACUGGAGACACAGAUACUGAAAUUGUUUUAAAAGGAGUCGUAAGAAUUGAAAAUAUUCAAGACCCAGAAGAUCAUGUUCCAGAACUUCUGGAUCGUGUUAAAAAGGAAUAUAUCAUAAAAACUUACAAAGUACUGCAGUGGAGUGAUCCAAUAGAUUUCCUUGAACAAUAUGCUCGCAAGUGUGGAAAACUACGAAAGGGAGGAGAACCAGAUGUGACUGCAGUUGCGAAAAUGGUGUUGAAUGACUUUCAACGAGGGAAACUUCCUUACUUUGUCAAACCACCGGCAGAAGAAAUUAAAAAAGAAGAAACUGAAAUAACACAACAAUCAGAAAAAAUGGAGUCUAAUCCUGAGAAUGAAGAAAAAGCAAAUGAAGAGGAUAGAGAGGAGGAGGAGGAUGAAGUAGAUGAAACUGAGAUUGAAGAUUUACGUGAUUUAAAAAAGACUUUUGAAUUUGAUGAAGAAGAUUUAAUACCAGAUACGAAUGAAACAACUGAAAAAGCAGAAUCUAUGACUGUUAGCUUUGAAGAGGAGAUGGCUAGCAAGGUAUCAUCAUCAGAUAAAGAUGAAAAAAAGAAACCAAAUAAGAGGAGAAAAGGAAGGAAAAGAAAACAAGCUGAUGAUAAUUGUGAUGAUAUUCCAAAAAUGAAGUUGAGCGCUAAACAAAAAAGAAAACUCAUGCGAAGUCAAAAAGUGAAGAAAAUUGGUGUCCACUUCUAUGAUACUGCAAAUGUAAAGAAUCGUAACAGAAAAUGAAUUGAAAUAUAAAUAUAUAAUUUUUUUUAUUGAAAUGA